CAAUUUGGAACAUGAAGAUUGUAAUUCUGCUUCUUUCUCUCCUGGGACUGACAUUCUGUUUACCCGUCAAUCAAUUUGGUAGGCGCUUUGCUACAAGCAACAGCAGAGAAAUAUUACGGCUGAUGCAAAGGUACAGAGCCCAAGGAAACAUUCCGCAGCAAACACAGCCAAGGUCAAAUCCUGGGAUUGGACUGCCACCAGCAAAGCUGGUUCCAGAUCAGCAUCCAUUAGCAAACCAUAUCCCCAAUGAGAUUCCUGCAAUUGAAUGGCCUUUUGGAAAUUACCCCAUUUUAACUGCACAAAACCCACAGGAACUGGGAAGUCCUACCGUACAGAACUUUCCUGGCUUCAAUGUACUACCAUUCACCCAAAUGGUUCCGAUAGAUAUCAAUUCUCUUGCUCUGCUAUUAGGAGCAUUAUCCACAACACAAGCACAACCUCUACCAGGUGGUGGGUUGAUACCACAGCAGCUUCUGCCACCACCACCAAUGUUUCCAAUUAUAUUUACACAAAUGGGACCUCAGGGCACAGUCCUCAGUUCUGAAGAAAUGCCAACUUCACAGGUCAUGGCUGCAUUCCUCCUCCCUGGACUACCAGGUGGUUUGUUCCCUUCAGGCCAGUCAGGGGCCCUCCCUGAAGAUCAAGAUGACCUGCUUCCAGCAGGGCAAGUAGGGACCAAUCAGGGCAAUCUUCCAUAUCCAGAGAGCACAGCAGCUGGCAUCCAAAAGGGAUCCCCAACCACUGAAGAGGGCCUGAGUGUAGCCCCAGGUGCCUUCUACCCAACCCCCUCUGGUUUCAGACAGCCAGGUGUGGUGACAAAUGAAGUGUUUGUAGAACCAACUGGUGGUAUAAAUAUGGAGCCAAGUGAACUUCGGGAACCACCUACAUCUCUCGUUGGACUUGAUAAUGGCAAAAAUCAGAAGCACCAAAACUUGUCUCAAUUACCUGUGAGAGGAGAUAGCUACAUGCCAAUGACUACCACCGCUAGUAAGCCCUUAAAAGCACCAUAAACCAACGAUGUGUGUCAUUGUGACAAAAUGAUUCAGUUUGACUUUCAAAUACUGAUCCCAAUGUGUAAUAACUGCUUUGGUUUUUUUGAGUUAGGGUGGUAGGAAAGUUAGAUUUAUUAAAAAUAACAUUAGUAGGUUGAAAUUUGGGGAAUUUCCAUAAUCAACAAUAUCACAGCUGAACAUGACUCCUUCAGAAUUGCCAAUGCCUAGAAGCAUCUGAUUUUCUAGCUUUAGAUCUUAUUGAACAGGCAGUUUGAAUUGUGUUAGAAAAUAAAUAGUUUUUAGAAAAGGCUUUUCACAAUGAAACUCUGUUCUAGCUUCACGCUUCUUUGUGAUCAGAUCUUCAUGCAUUCCCUUCACGCUGACAUUCCUUUGCUGUUAGUCUGCUAUAAUAUAAGAUGUGGUUGCUCUGAACUCUAAUGUAUCAGCUCAUACUAAAUGUCUUCAUUGUUCUCCUUUGAUUAUGUUAAUAAACAUUAUUU
Messenger RNA from Anolis sagrei ordinatus, 1492 nucleotides. It is a transcript of the gene AMTN, whose product is annotated as amelotin. NCBI's taxonomy places the organism in Eukaryota, Metazoa, Chordata, Lepidosauria, Squamata, Anolidae. The record is from RefSeq and is a predicted model, not a curated record. Gene Ontology annotation, biological process: odontogenesis of dentin-containing tooth; positive regulation of enamel mineralization.